Perkinsus marinus ATCC 50983 is the source of this 1437-nucleotide messenger RNA. Its product is annotated as Cyclopropane-fatty-acyl-phospholipid synthase, putative. Gene Ontology annotation, biological process: cellular response to biotic stimulus. The transcript has 15 exons. The record is from RefSeq and is a predicted model, not a curated record. Bases 1 to 1437 code for a protein of 478 amino acids. NCBI's taxonomy places the organism in Eukaryota, Perkinsozoa, Perkinsida, Perkinsidae.
AUGCUGGACGUCAAUACCCUAUCCCAACUACCAACCAUCUACACUGUCAUCGUAGUGGUCCUCGCUGUCCUCCGCACCAUAACCACUGGUGUACCAUCCUCCCUCACAUCUCUCUUUCUAACCCUAUUCACCCAGCUACUACAAUGCGGAGCCGCCUUGGCAGCUCUCGUGGUCGUCGCUGGUGCUUCCUUCAUGGCUACUAUGUGGACUACUAGUAGACUCACAGACAAGGACCAUUCCCCUGUCGAUUGGGAUCAAUGGCUUUCCUUCAAAGACCCCUCCCUUCGCGGCAAAUACGGCACCAGUAGAGUCCCCAUGCAGGCCUUCUACGAGGACUUCAUCUCAGGCCGAGUCGAUCUCAAAGUUGACGUUCGUUCCCUUUUCGAACAGCACAAGAACAAGCUUUUCCGAAUGUGUUUUACCCCCUUCCACAUAAGGUUCCUUCUGGGCCGCUUCUUGCCUCAAGGCAUGAGCCACGCCCAAGAGAUGGACAUAGAAGAAGUUGCCGGCACUUACGACAGAGGCAACGAUUUUUACCGGGCCUUUCUCGGCCCUAUGAUGGUUUACACUAGUGGUAUCUUUUCAUCUUACAAAGAUUCACUCGAAGAUGCCCAACGCAACAAGCUCGAUAUCGUUUGCCGCAAAGUCCAGCUCCAACAGGGUGAACGACUCCUCGAUAUAGGGUGUGGUUGGGGAACUCUGGCUAUACAUGCCGCCAAGUAUUACGGAUGCCACAGCACUGCCGUGACCAUUGCUAAGGAGCAAAUAGUCUGGGCUAAGGGCAAGCAGAAGGAAGCUGGAGUGCCUUCCGAUAAGGUUGAUUUCUUAUAUUGUGAUUAUCGUGAUAUCCCCAAGAACAAGCGCUGGGAUAAAAUAACUUGCCUUGAAAUGGCCGAGCACGUUGGUGUGAAGAAUUUCCCCAAGUUCAUGAACCAAGUCUACAACAUGUUAGAGGACGAUGGUAUUUUCUACCUGCAAAUUGCAGGCCUCAGAAGAGCUUGGCAGUACGAAGAUCUCAUAUGGGGAAUGUUUAUGGGAACAUACAUUUUCCCAGCAGCGGACGCCUCCCUGCCGUUAGCAUGGGUGGUAGCCCAACUAGAAUCGGCCGGGUUUGAGGUGCAGAGCCACGAGAAUGCUGGCAUACAUUAUUCCGAGACGAUUUCACGUUGGCUGGAUAACUGUAUCAAGAACAAGGACUCGAUGACCUCCUCGUUUGGUGAUCGAUGGUAUCGUAUAUGGAUCAUCUUCCUUGCCUGGAGCAUGAUGAUAGCAAGAGGAGGCGGCAGCACUUUACACAUGAUUGUCGCCUACAAGAACAAGGACGCCUAUGAUCGUACCAAGUUUGUCGGAACUCGCUCUGUCCCACCAGUGACUUCGGCAGCUGGUGUUUCUGCCAACAAGACACUAUUCCCAUCGGACAAGUGGGUUGGAGCCUGA